AUGAAUAUCGAUGUGUUGUUUGAGAUACUCUUGCGUCUUCCUGUUCGAUCCCUCUUGAGAUUCAUAGGUGUCCACAAAUCGUGGUAUUACAUCAUUAAUUCUCCAGGCUUUAGAAAAUUGUACAACUUGCGCCGUAACAACAACAAAGAUGAGGAGGUAUAUCUAUGCUUUUUCAAUUAUGGUCGUACACUACUAUCAAUAGAUCUCCUAGACAACGGGAAGUCAUUGAUGUGGUAUAACUUUCAGCAUAAUGACCAAAUGAAGUUUAAAUAUGCAUCUGUAUCUGUAUCCGGGGAGGUUAAGGGUCUAGUUUGCAUAAGUUCUCCUUGUGUGUUAGGCCUUGCAAUAUGCAAUCCUUUUCUUGGUCAACUGAAGAAUCUACCACUUCCUCUUUACGCUUCUACUCAUAGACAAGAUUUGUAUGCUCAUCAUGUGGGACUGGGUUUUGACGAAGAUUAUAAAGUGGUGCAGUUGUUGUUGUGCUCCGUGCACGACUGUUUACAUGCAAAUCUGUAUUCAGCAAGGACGAAUUCUUGGACGGAAUUGGAUAGGCAUCAAGAUUUGAUCAUCCAGAAACCCAUAAAGUCGGUGUGCAAGAAUGGAUCCUUUGCUCACUGGGAAGGGAUAACAAGGAAAGGGAGUAAGAAGAUUAUACUAAGCUUUGAUAUGAAGAAUGAAGUGUUUCGAACAAUUAAAAUAUCAGGAACGGGUGACCAAGAACUUGAUAAUUACGUUCGGCCAUUUAAGGAUUUUAUGAUUUUUGCAAAGGAUGAGUGCUCUUUUGUUAUCCUUGUUAUGGACGAAUAUAAGUUGAAGGUUUAUGAGUCCAAUGGUGAAGGAAGUGAGGUUAUUUGGAAUAAUAUGAAUAAUGUGGACCUAUAUUAUUUUUGGAAGGACAAUUUUGGGUGGAGUACUUAUGAUAUUCCUUUUUGGAGAAAUGGUAAUUGUGUGGUUCUCCAAGUUCGUAGUUCUAUGGUUCUCAAAGAUCGUAGUUCAAGAGAACUGCUUUUGUAUGAUUACCAUGCUCGGAAAUUCAUCAAACAUUUCGAGAUGUCUGGGAUCUCGUCCUCGGAAUAUGAUAUCAUUGAGUAUGAAGGAAGCUUGAUUUCACCUUAG
Molecule: messenger RNA, 1116 nt
Organism: Salvia hispanica
Lineage: Eukaryota; Viridiplantae; Streptophyta; Magnoliopsida; Lamiales; Lamiaceae
Source: RefSeq, a predicted model, not a curated record